Molecule: messenger RNA, 2424 nt
Organism: Zeugodacus cucurbitae (melon fly)
Lineage: Eukaryota; Metazoa; Arthropoda; Insecta; Diptera; Tephritidae
Exons: 4
Coding region: 130-423 (97 amino acids)
Source: RefSeq, a predicted model, not a curated record
UUGAGAUUGAAGUGGGUCUCGCAGGCGACAGCUUGAAGUGGUGUAAGGAUUUACAGGCGCAGACAGUCGAAUCAGGCGACCGGAAGAAAACAAAUUGCGCCGAGUGGAAGUGCUGUGGUGAACGCCGGAAUGAAAAAGCUACCAGUGGCUAUAUUGGCCAGCACUUUGUUGUUGUGGCAGACAACGGCGUUGGCGGGGCGCAUUGUGAAGCGCAGCUACUCCGAUCAAAGCGUGCAUGGCUAUCAGACGGAGCGCACAUGCUGGUGGAACGAGGUGUGUAAGGAGGAAUUUCAGAAUCUCUUCCGCUGCAAGUGUCCACAAUUCUCAUACUGCCGCUCACCAGGACGCUAUUACAAUGCGUAUUGUUCAAUGACCGACACCGGCUAUAUAUGGACACAGCCCACAUGGGAUUGGGUACCUUGAAUGCUAAAGCCAAAGCCGGUCGACUGCCUACAUUAAUAAGUGCUAAGCACACACACAGAUAGACAUCUAAAUAUGCACUUACAAAGAACUUACUUAUACUUAUGCCUAUAGUUAGGAUAUAUAAUAUUCAAAGGAAAAAACAAUGAAAAGUCUUAAAAGGAUAUAUAUAGUCUUAAUAUAAAUAUAUGUAUAUUACAACUAUUCUAAGUAGAAUGUUAUAAGCAGAGACAUACAUACAUACAUACAUACAUACUAAUGGUGCUUUAGAACCGACAUUCAAACUAGAAUAUUUUACACAAACAACAAUAACACAGAAACACACAAUUGCAACGAAUUAGAAAUGUUCCGUUAUUCAUAACAAUAAUUUAUAUACGUUUACGGACUUAUAUGAAAGUGUUAGCACAUAUACUGUUAUAUGAGGUGUGUUCAAAAAAUAACGGGAAUUUUUAAAUUUUUAAUUGUUAAAUUUUUUUAAACUUUUUUAGUUUUAUACUUGUUAUUGCCCCUGAACUACGAUAAAAUUAUAAAUUUUUUCAGCUGUAUUUUAUGAGCUUGGCCAUACUCGUUUUUAAAAGCUCACACUUCGUUGUUUGCUCGUGAAUGCUUGGCGAAAAAAAAUGAGGUAAUGAAGCCCCAGGCGCCAUAAUCACCAGACAUGGUUUCGUGUGACCUUUUCCUAUUACCAAAAAUAAAGGGAACCUUAAAGGACCUCCGUUUUACAAGCAUACAAGAAAUCGCUGAAAGAGCCAAAGGCUAUCCAAAAAAUCGAGUUUGAGAAGUGCUGGCAUAAGUGCAUAUUAUCGAAUGUGGACUAUAUUAAAGGCGACAAUAUUAAUGUAGACGAAUAAUUCUUUUUCAAAAAACGACAAUUCCCGUUAUUUUUUUAACACACCUCGUAUACCCUUGAAACCUUUGCUGAAGCUCUAACUGUUUCUAUUGACUUUCAUUAUAUGAUUUCAGCUCUUUAUUUGACUAACCAUUUCGGAACCUAAUACCCCAAGUAACGGUUUUAAAGGUCGAUUUGUCUAAAUUCAAGACCCAGCCAAAAAUUCGAUUGACUCUGUUUGACUCUCGAAAACAACGUGAUUCUACUCAUUUACCAGAAAAUGGAAUAUUUUUGAGCUCCGUUAGAUCGCGACCUUAGAAUAAUAAAAUCGGUCAUGAAAGAGAUCUCAAAACCUUUAGUUCAUGGAGCUCUAAAACGUAAGAUAAAUAGAAAAAAAUAGUUUAGAGUUUGGUUAGAACUUGUUAAAACCCGAUCUUUAUUUUAAAAUUUUCAAAAUAUAAAAAGGCGACAGCUAAGUUUAGAUUUCGUACCCAUUGUUUUUGUAAAUCACAUAUAAUUUCAGUUACACCUACUCAACCUAACCUAACAUUGAACUACGCUCCAAGAAUAACCUCGCAAAACCUGAAAAAUUACAUACAAAUACAAACGACAUAUUUCAACACAAAUACCUACCCACAUAUACAUUCUCAAAAGCUUUUAGGAACCAACCAAUGAACUAUGCUUCCAAAUUAGUGAACCUUAUACAUUAUUAGAAUAAAAAUGCGUUAUUUAUACAAUCCCAAGCAUAAAUAUAUAUUUAAAUAUACAGCAUAUAACUGUACUUUGAAGACAUGACAAGCGAUUACCUUUUAUAAACGAAAGUAACAACAACAACGCUAAAACGAAAUCAAUCAUAUCCACUAAAACGUUUUACCUUAAAGACUUAUUGAUGAACCCUAGCACAGACGACAUAUUCAAAAUAUAUAUAUGAGUAAGCACAAGACAGUUAUAGUUAUGCAAAACGGUUACAAAAUAUUGUUGUUGUACAUACAAGUACAUAUGCAUGUAUCUAUAUUCAUAGCUAAUUAUAUCUACGCGAAUAUAUAAUAUACAUACAUACAUAUUAUAAGAUAAAGAUAUAUACAACUGCUACGUUAAGUUACGAUAUUGUUGAUGACGUUUUAUUAAAUGACAUAUUAAUAAAUCUGCCAAUUUGAAAAUACACACACACAUAU